GCGAGAUUGUGCGAGACGUGAAGUUGAGGGAACAUGGCGACGUGUAAUUUGUUAAAGAAUAAAGGCUCUCUGCAGUUUGAGGAUAAGUGGGAUCUGAUGCGACCCAUCGUCCUGAAGCUGCUCAGACAGGAAGCUGUCACCAAGCAGCAGUGGUUCGACCUCUUCUCAGACGUCCACGCCGUCUGUCUGUGGGACGAUAAAGGUCCCGCUAAGAUCCACCAGGCGCUCAAAGAAGACAUCCUUGACUUCAUCAAACAAGCUCAAGCUCGGGUGCUGAGUCACCAGGACGACACGGCGCUGCUGAAGGCCUACAUCGUGGAGUGGAGGAAGUUCUUCACGCAGUGCGACAUCCUGCCCAAACCUUUCUGUCAGCUGGAGAUCACACUGAUGGGAAAACAGGGCAGCAACAAGAAGACCAACAUGGAGGACAGCAUUGUACGCAAGCUGAUGCUGGACACCUGGAACGAGUCGAUCUUCUCCAACAUUAAGAGUCGGCUGCAGGACAGCGCCAUGAAGCUGGUUCACACCGAGCGGCUAGGAGAAGCCUUCGACUCGCAGCUCGUCAUCGGAGUCCGAGAAUCUUAUGUGAAUUUAUGUUCGAACCCGGAGGACAAGCUGCAGAUCUACAGAGAUAACUUUGAGAAAGCCUACCUGGACUCCACAGAGAGGUUCUACAGAACACAGGCUCCAUCCUACCUGCAGCAGAACGGAGUCCAGAACUACAUGAAAUAUGCAGAUGCAAAGCUGAGGGAAGAAGAGAAAAGAGCUGUGAGAUAUCUGGAGACGAGGCGUGAAUGUAACUCCGUCCAAGCACUGAUGGAGUGUUGUGUGAAUGCUCUGGUGACGUCGUUUAAAGAAACCAUCCUGGCUGAGUGUCCUGGCAUGAUCAAACGUAACGAGACCGACAAGCUGCACUUGAUGUUCUCCCUGAUGGACAAAGUUCCCAACGGCAUCGAGCUGAUGCUGAAGGACCUGGAGGAGCACAUCAUCAGUGCUGGACUGGCAGAUAUGGUGGCUGCUGCCGAGACCAUCACUACAGACUCUGAGAAAUACGUGGAGCAGCUGCUGACUUUGUUUAAUCGCUUCAGUAAACUGGUGAAGGAGGCUUUCCAGGACGACCCUCGCUUCCUCACCGCCAGAGAUAAGGCCUACAAAGCCGUGGUCAACGACGCCACCAUCUUCAAACUGGAGCUGCCGCUGAAGCAGAAAGGAGUGGGAAUGAAGACUCAGCCUGAGUCCAAGUGUCCAGAGCUGCUGGCCAACUACUGCGACAUGCUGCUGAGGAAGACUCCGGUCAGCAAGAAGCUCACGUCCGAGGAGAUCGAGCUGAAGCUCAAAGAAGUGCUGUUGGUGUUGAAGUACGUCCAGAACAAAGACGUCUUCAUGCGGUACCACAAAGCUCACCUGACCAGACGCCUGAUCCUGGACAUCUCAGCCGACAGCGAGAUCGAAGAGAACAUGGUGGAGUGGCUCAGGGAAGUCGGGAUGCCUGCUGAUUAUGUGAACAAACUGGCCAGAAUGUUUCAGGACAUCAAGGUGUCUGAGGACCUCAACCAGGUGUUCAAGGAGAUGCACAAACACAACAAGCUGGCACUGCCAGCCGACAGUGUGAACAUUAAGAUCCUGAACGCCGGUGCCUGGUCGCGGAGCAGUGAGAAGGUCUUCGUGUCGCUGCCUACAGAGCUGGAGGACCUGAUUCCUGAGGUGGAGGACUUCUACAAGAGGAACCACAGCGGACGGAAGCUCCACUGGCAUCACCUCAUGUCCAACGGCAUCAUCACCUUUAAGAACGAGGUGGGUCAGUACGACCUGGAGGUCACCACCUUCCAGCUGGCUGUUCUGUUUGCCUGGAACCAGAGACCCAGAGAGAAGAUCAGCUUUGAGAACCUCAAACUGGCCACAGAGCUGCCGGACGCAGAACUACGCAGAAUCCUCUGGUCUCUGGUGGCCUUCCCCAAACUGAAGAGGCAGGUGUUGUCCUACGAUCCUCCGGUGGGUUCUCCUAAAGACUUCACAGACAGCACACUGUUCUACGUCAACCAGGAGUUCUCCCUCAUCAAAAACUCCAAAAUCCAGAAACGGGGAAAGAUCAAUCUGAUUGGUCGGCUGCAGCUGACCACCGAGCGAAUGAGAGAAGAGGAAAAUGAAGGAAUCGUUCAGCUCAGAAUACUCAGAACUCAGGAGGCCAUCAUCCAGAUCAUGAAGAUGAGGAAGAGGAUCAGUAAUGCUCAGCUGCAGACGGAGCUGGUGGAGAUCCUGAAGAACAUGUUCCUGCCCCAGAAGAAGAUGAUCAAAGAGCAGAUUGAGUGGCUCAUCGAGCACAAGUACAUCAAGAGAGAUGAGAUGGACAUCAACACCUUCAUCUACAUGGCGUAGAUGAUGAGAGCCUGGAGCCAUGUGGGUCUGUUUGUGUCUCAGAGUGUCCUAAAGACGUAGCGUCCAGUCGUCUGUGUGUCUCUGCUGCCCUCUGCUGUCCCUCCGAAGGAUGGCGGUGCUGCUGCAAACCAUCAAUCAACUCGUCCUGCCUUACUGUCAGCAGCAGAAGAGGAGGAGCAGUGAGGAGCCCGGCUCAGAUCAGCAUUAGCUUUUAGCGCCACGCAGGCCAUGUUGGCAGUGCUGCUUCAUGUCCUUCGUCGAAUUUCUGAACAUAAGGCUGCUGCUGCUGAUGAGUUCAAACUACUGAUGAGAGUUCUGCCAAAUUCUGUGUGUGUGUGUGUGUGUGUGUGUGUGUGUGUGUGUGUGUGUGUGUGUGCGCGUGUGUGCGUGUGUGUGCAUGUGUGUGCGCGCGCCAGCGCGCGUGCGUGCAUGCGUGUGUGUUACAGCAUGCUGCUCUGUGGUUUUAUUCAUCACUGUGUGUCUGAUGAAGAUGAAGAUGACCUUCAUCAGUGGUUUUAUACCAGAUUUGCUGACUCCAGAAACACUGCGCAGGUUUUAUUUUAUUUUAGUGCCACUAUAUUCAGACGUUCAGUUUAAAAUAAAGGUUCUGCUACAGUCUGAACAGAUUUACUUCAGUGGGUUUAACCAGAGAUCCAUCCAUCCGUUUUCAACACUUUCCAGCUCUUCCUGGGGGAUCCUGAGGCGUUCCCAGGCCAGAUGAGAUAUAUAAUCCCUCCAGAGGGUUCUGGGUCUGCCCCAGGGUCUCCUCCCAGGAGGACGUGUUCAGAAAACCUCCAAAGGAAGUCUCCCUGUAGGAUCUGAAUCAGAUGUCCAAACCACCUCAGCAGGUUCCUUCAGAGGUGAAGGAUCAGCAGCUCUGCUCUGAGCUCCCUCCGGAUGUCUGAGCUUCUCCCCCUAUCUCUAAGGCUGAACCCAGCCACCCUACAGAGGAAGCUCAUUUCAGACACUUGUAUCCACGAUCUCAUUCUUUGGGUCACUACCCAGAGCUCAUGACCAUAGGUAAGGGUUGGAACGUAGAUGGAUGGUAAACUGAGAGCUUCUCCUUGAGGUUCAGCUCCCUCUUCACCACGAUGGUUCAGUACAACGCCUUCAUUACUGCUGACGCUGCACCAAUCCUCCUGUCCAUCUCUAGCUCCAUUUUCCCAUCACUCAUGAACAAGAUCCUGAGAUACUUGAACUCCUUCGCCCCCCCUACCCAGAGGGAGCAAUCCACUGGUUUCCAUCAGAGAACCAUGGCCUCAGACUUGGAGGUUCUGAUCCACAUCCCCACUGCUUCAUACUCGGCUGCAAACCGCUCCAGUGCUGCUGAAGGUCUGAGGAACCAACAGAACCACAUCAUCUGCAAAAAGCAGAGAUCCUGAGGUCCCCAAACCGGACACCCUCCUCACCCCAGCUGUAGCUUGAGAUCCAUGAAGACCACAAACAGGAUCAGAGACAAGGGGCAGCCCUGGAGGAGUCCAACACCCACUGGAAACGAGUCUGACUUUGUGCUUAGUAUGUGGACGCAGCUCUCACAUUGGUUCUACAGGGACCCAAUGGCUCAUAUCAGACAGCCUGGUACCCCAUACUCCCUCAGUACCCCAUACUCCCUCAGUACCCCAUACUCUCUCAGUACCCCAUACUCCCUCAGUACCCCCCACAGAGACCCUCGGGGGACACGGUUGUAGGCCUUCUCCAGAUCCACAAAACACAUGUAGACUGGCUGGUGGAACUCCCAUGACCCCCUCAGCAGCUGAUCCACUGUUCCACAACCAGGACGGAAUCCACAUUGUUCCUCCUGAAUCUGAGGUUCUACAGUCAGUCAGAGCCUCCCUUCCAGCACCCUAGGGUAAACUUUCCCGGGGAGGCUGAGAAGUGUGAUACCCAGUAGUUGGAACACACUCUCUGGUCCCCCUUUUUAAAAAUGGGAACCACCACCCCGGUCUGCCACUCCACAGCGCCGUACCUGAUGCCCACGAGACAUUAAAGAGACAUAUCAGCCAAGACAGUCCAACAAUGUCCAGAGCCUUCAGCAUCUCAGGGAGGAUCUCGUCCACACCUGGCGCCACCGAGGAGCUUCUUCACUACCUCGGCGACCUCUGCCACGGAUUUGGACGAAGAUUCCCCCGAGUCUUCAGGUUCUGCCUCCUCCACAGAAGACGUGUAUACCGGGUUCAGGAGUUCCUCAAAGUGCUCUUUCCACUUUGAGGAACUCCUGAAACCGGUAUACACGUCUUCAGGUUCUGCCUCCUCCACAGAAGACGUGUAUACCAGGUUCAGGAGUUCCUCAAAGUGCUCUUUCCACCGCCCGACAAUGUCCCCAGUACAGGUCAACAGUUCUCCACCCUGACUGUACACAGCCUGAGCAAAGCCCUGCCUCCCCUUCCUGAGGUGCUGGAUGAUUUGCCAGAACCUCCUCGAGGCCAACCGAAAGUCCUUCUCCAUAGCCUCUCCGAACUCCUCCCACACCUGAGUUUUAGUUUCCAUAGCUGCAGCCCUUUUGGCCAACCGGAACCCGUCAGCUGCUUCAGGAGACCCCCGAGCCAGCCAGGCCCAAAAAGCCUCCUUCUUCAGCCUGACGGCUUCCCUCACCACUGGUGUCCACCAGCGGGUUCUUGGGUUGCCACCAUGACAGGCACCAGUGACCUUCAGGCCACAGCUCCUAACAGCUGCUUCUGCAAUGGAGGCUUUGAACAUGGACCACUCAGAUUCCAUGUCCCCAACCUCCCCGGGAUGCAGGAGAAACUCUUCUGGAGGUGGGAGCUGAAAACCCCACGGACAGGGUCCUCUGUCAGGCAUUCCCAGUUCACCCUCACUACAUGUUUGGGUUUACCAGGUCUGUCCGGCAGCCUUCCCCACCAUCAGAUCCAACUCACCACCAGGUGACGAUCAGCUGACAGCUUUGCUCCUCUCUUCACCUGAGUAUCCGAGAUAUACGGCUGCAGGUCUGAUGAUACAACUAUGACGUCCAUCAUGGACCUUUGGCCUAAGGUGCUCUGGUACCAGGUACACUUAUGAGCAACCUUAUGCUCCAACAUGGUGUUUGUUAUGACCAGUCUAUGACUAGAACAGAAGUCCAAUAACAGAACACCACUCGGGUUCAGAUAGGGCCAUUCCUCCCAAUCAUGUCUUCCAGGUUUCUCCAUAGUUGCCCACAUGAACAUUGAAGUCCCCGAGGAGAGCUACGGAAUCCCCAGGCGGUCCCCCUUCCAGGAACCACCCAGAGACUCCAAGAAGACUGAAUACUCUGAGCUGCUGUUCGGUUCAUGAGAACAGACAACAGAGUUUCCUCUCAGAGAGGCGACCCUCUGGUUCUCCAGGGAGAACUCCGACAAAGCGGCACUCACGCUAACCCUAACUCAAAAAACAGCAUAUAUUUGGAAAGUUCUAUUUUGCUUAAUCUUACAGUCAGAUGUUAGAAAUUAAGAAACAUUCCAUUGAUUAAAAACACAGAUUUUUAAUGCUCAGUUAUAAAAGAGAACAUCCUGAUCACAGUUCUAUUAACAGACCAUAAAACACGAAAACAUGAGACCCAUCUGGAUCAUAUCAUCAGAAUGAAUCACUGCAGUGAAUCUGUUCUGAAACUCAUCAGAUCCUGAAGGGUUGGACUGAAGCUCAGUUUUACCUCAAUGAUUGUCAGAAUUUCACAGCUGCAGGAAUCAGACUGAUUCAGUCAUUCUGAUCUGAUUAAACUCUUCUGUCUGAAGUUUUAUUUCUGGAGAUUCUGAACAAAGAAUUUGGAGAAUUUUUUGUCAUUUUUGUUGAUUAUUCAGCAGCUCUGUUCAGUCUGAACCUUCCUCCAGCAGAUCUGUUCCAUAUUAGAAGCUGUGAUGAAGCUGUGGAGCUUCACCAUUCUGACUUAUUCCUGCAGUUUGUAGUGAAACUUUAACUUCUUAGUGCCAUAAAACAUCCUGAACACGACACAGAGUGGUCAGUGUUCCUCCUGAUUUAGAGACCAGCGGGUUGAAGGACUGGAGAAGCUUCAGUCUGCUGUUGAUGACUUUUAGUUGGAACCAGGAGAAGCUGCUGAGUUCUGCUGCACUGAUCUUCAUGUUGAACUGAUAUUUUAUCAUUGAUGAGCCAGAAGAAAGACACCAGUGAAUGUGUGGUUUUUAAUAUUUAUUCUAUAUUUAUGGAGAAUGUUCCGUUGAAACGUGUUUCAUUUUCAUGUCUUGCUUUUGAAGCUUUCUUCUCACUGAAUGUUCAUAGAUGAACAGUUUUUAUUCAUUGCUGCUCUGUUUGUUUUCCAUCAACCAGUUCAUGAGGUUCAACUGAACUAGUGUUGGUGGAUUAUUCCACAUGAAGUCCAAUAAAUCUGAACCAACCAGAACCUCCUCAGAACCUACUGGUUAUUUAUCAGUGGUCAGAGUUCUACCUUCAUACUGGGAAUAUUUCCAGAGUCCAGGUCCUUCAAGUCCAUAGAGGAGAACGUCCCCUGUAGAAAGUUCUAGAGAAGACUUACCGACAACUGGACAGUUGUCGGCAGGUCUACUCUAGAACUUUGUCCAGUUGUUGGUAGGUCUACUCUAGAACUUUCUCCAGUUGUCGGUAGGUCUAUUCUAGAACUUUCUCCAGGUGUCGGUAGGUCUACUCUAGAACUUUCUCCAGGGGACGUUCUCCUUUCCUGCUUCCAGUCUUUAAGUUUAGUCUCACAUUCAGAAUUGGAGACUUCCAGGUCCUUGAAGUUCAUAGAGGUGGGUCCACAUCUGAGUUCUGGUAAAAAAUGACUCCAGAUCAGUUUUACAUCCAUCCAGGUGUCUCAGUCUGAAUGCUGAAUCUGGUUUCUGAUCAGAACCUUUUUAUUCUAUCAUUUUAUUCAACCGUUUAAUCAGAAAUUGGAUCAUUUUCAAGCAAUUUAGGUCAAUUUUCAAUUAAUUUUCAACUAAUUUCCUGUAUUUUGGUUAUUUUUGAGUCAUUUUCGGUGAAUUCUGACUCAUUUUGGACAAUUGGCUGGUCAUUUUCAACAAGUUUUAUGUCAGAUUGGAUCUUUUCUCGUUAUUUUGGAUCAUUUUUGUGUCUGGGAUCAUUUUAGAGUCAUUUAGAACAAAUUUCAUGUCAUUCUAAACUCCUUUUCUGUGAUUAUGGACGAUUCUUUGGGUCAUUUUGAACAUUUUCUGAACCUUUUUAAAUAAUUUUCUUACUUAAUUUCCAUAACUUUAUUAAUGAUCAGAGUUCUAACUUCGUCCUGUGAAUAUUUCCAGAGUUCUAGGUCCUUGAAGUCCAUAGAGGUGGGUCCAGUUUUACCACUUUUUAAUGGCAGUCUUUACCAGAACUCAGAUGUGUUUUCCUCCUAAAUGUCAUGGUCUUAUCUGCUGGACUGAUCAGAAAUGAUGGAAAAAGUCUCUGAUAAUCUGCUGGAACGUGAGCAGCUCAUGGAGGAGGUUCUCUCAGGUUCGGUUGGUUUCACUGGGCUGAUUGUGGUGAAAGUUCAAUCUGUUGCUUUUAGGCUUUGUUGAACUGAGAUCAGUCCUUUAUGCAGUUUUAUCCUCCAUGCACAGGCUCGGAUGUUUUUUUUGCUGCUUUUUAAACCCUGUUGGAGUUUCAGUGAAUCAGAACUGUUUGAAUGUCGACACUGUUGUUUCUUUGUCUGAUCAGCAGCUUCUUGAACAGCUUUAAGUGGUGAGAAACUCACCGACUGAUUAAAAGAGAUGCUGAAAUGA
Amphiprion ocellaris (clown anemonefish) is the source of this 8036-nucleotide messenger RNA. Its product is annotated as cullin-5-like. The record is from RefSeq and is a predicted model, not a curated record. Lineage: Eukaryota; Metazoa; Chordata; Actinopteri; Pomacentridae. Gene Ontology annotation, molecular function: ubiquitin protein ligase binding. Gene Ontology annotation, cellular component: SCF ubiquitin ligase complex; Cul5-RING ubiquitin ligase complex. Gene Ontology annotation, biological process: SCF-dependent proteasomal ubiquitin-dependent protein catabolic process; protein ubiquitination. Bases 34 to 2376 code for a protein of 780 amino acids. The transcript has 19 exons.